AUGUUGGAAAUUGUUCUCACAUUCUUUAAUUUAACUUUUUAAUUUCAAUUCACAAUGUUUUAAUUAUUUUAUUCUUUGAUUACAUUGCAGAAGUAAUCAAUAGUUAUGUAUAUANAUUAAUUCUUGAUUAAAAUGGGUAAAUAUAAAAUUCUAAAUUUUAGGUAUGUUAAUGUAAGAUAAAUCUGUACAUAUUUAAUUCUCCUUUCAUCUCCUACUCCAAAAGAAGAUGAGCUAAAAUAAUAUUCAAAUAAAUUAGGUCAACCUUUGGUAAACAAAGAUACUUUUGUUAAUACUCCUGCUUGGUUUGAUGAUUAUGAGAGAAUACCAGAAGAAGAAAGUAUAAAAAAUAUUAAUCUUAUUUAGAUACUAAUUACUUUGACCGUGUUAUUUACAUUAAGGAAUUAUUAUUCUUUGUUCAUAAGGAUGAAAAUGAUAUGUUAGCUACCAAAUAAUAUAUUGAUAUACUUAAUGUUGAAGGAGAUAGAUUUGUAGAUUAUUUAUUACAAAACAUACAACAUUAAUGA
Molecule: messenger RNA, 524 nt
Organism: Paramecium primaurelia
Lineage: Eukaryota; Ciliophora; Oligohymenophorea; Peniculida; Parameciidae
Source: the annotation of a GenBank genome assembly